Molecule: messenger RNA, 2539 nt
Organism: Phytophthora nicotianae INRA-310
Lineage: Eukaryota; Oomycota; Peronosporomycetes; Peronosporales; Peronosporaceae
Exons: 1
Coding region: 96-2018 (640 amino acids)
Biological process (GO): fatty acid beta-oxidation
Cellular component (GO): mitochondrion
Molecular function (GO): carnitine O-palmitoyltransferase activity
Source: RefSeq, a predicted model, not a curated record
CUCAGAUUGCGUUUGACGUGCUAAAGGCGUACGUCAACAGAGAUCUUCAGCGGUGACAUUCACUCUGGAUUCCGCACUCUGGGACGCAGUCCGCCAUGAUGCUGCAUGCUUCCGCUCCCGCGCGCCCUGCACUGCGUCGCGCCUUCUCCUCUGCUGCUGGCUACGUGCAGGACACGAUCAUCCCGACUUACCACUUCCAGAAGAGCCUUACGCGCUUGCCGAUCCCCAAGCUCGAGGACACGCUAACGCGUUAUUUGGCCUCAGUGGAGCCCGUGGUGACGUCUGAUCAGCUCGCAGAGACGCGACGCGCCGUCAUGGACUUCCAGAGUGGAGUGGGUCCCGAGUUGCAUCGCGCGCUGGUGGCCCGUGACGCGGCCAACACGCAUACGUCGUACAUUAACCAAUGGUGGCUCGAAAUGUACUUGGACGACCGCCAACCGCUGCCCAUCAACUACAACCCGCAGAUUAAGCUCAAGAUGGACCCUGUGCCAGCUAAGAACUCACAGAGUCAACGUGCGGUGUCGCUGAUUGCGUCAACCGUGCGGGUGCACCGUACGCUGCGUGAUAAGAAGCUGGAGCCCGACAUUUUCCACACUAAACCGGAUACCACCAAGACCAAUGCCUUCCAGUACUUCUGUAAGCUACUGCCGGAGAGUGUGAGCUUCUAUGGAGCUGCCGCAUUGGGCGCUUAUCCACUGGAUAUGUCGCAAUACAAGAACUUGUUCUCCAGCACGAGACUGCCGAGGCUUGGACGCGAUGAGCUCAAGGUGAGUCCAGGCUCCAAGCAUGUGGUCGUGCAGAGAGGAACCAAGUUCUAUACGUUCGACGUGCUCACUGCGGAUGGCUCAGCUGUGCCAGAUGAGCAGAUUCUGGCCAAUGUGGAGGCCAUAUUGGCAGAACCGUUGACUAAAAGCACACCGGACGAGCCGGGAAUGGGACUCAUGACGACAAUGAACCGUGAUUCGUGGGCUAACGCUCGUGAGAAACUGGAGGCCAGUGGGGUUAAUAAGGCGAAUCUGGAACAGAUUGACAGUGCAUUGUUCGUCGUGAGUCUGGAGCACGAGUCUCCUGCCACGCCUGAAGAGGUGAGCAGCACGUUCCUGAUGGGCGAUGGCACCAACCACUGGUUCGACAAGAGUUUCCAGCUGAUUAUUGCUGCUAAUGGCACUGCUUCAGUAAACUUCGAGCACGCUUGGGGUGACGGUGUGGCGGUGCUGCGCUACCUCAAUGAGUUGUACGGUGACAGCGUCAAGUAUCCGGUCCUUAAGGCUAGUAGUCAAGCCAAACCGAAGGAGCUUACGUGGGAUAUCAAUGGAGAGACGAAGCAGUUGUUGAAUGAGGCCAAGAAGACGUACGACAAGUGGACGUCCACGCUACUGGUUGCAUGUGCGGAGACCCCAGUGACGCGUGCUGUUGGUAAGCAGUAUGAUAUUGGAACGGACGGGCUCAUGCAAAUGACCAUCCAGCUGGCGCACUUCAAACUGCACCAGAAGUUCGUGGCCACGUACGAGAGCGCCAGCACCGCGGCAUUCAAGCAUGGACGCACAGAGACUGUGCGCAGUUGCACCAACGAGGCUGUGAAUUUUGUGCAAACUAUGACGAACUCGUCAGCAUCUGACAACGAGAAGGUCGCUGCGUUGCGUGCGGCUGUCAAAAAGCACAGCGAACUGACCAAGAACGGCGUGAUGGGCCAGGGCUUUGAUCGUCACCUCUUUGCGCUGCGAGCCAUGGCUGAGCUACAGGGGAUGGACGUGCCAGUAUUCUACACCUUGCCAGCUCAUCAGAUUAUGAGCAAGAUCAUUCUGUCUACCAGUACUCUGUCCAGUCCGGCGCUUGAAGGUGGCAGCUUCGGUCCUGUGAACGAAGAUUGCUACGGUAUCGGCUACGGUAUUGAGAAAGAAGGCUCUGCUUUCCAGCUCUCGUCCUACCGCAAGGACCUGCCUCAGCUCAAGGAACUGUUGGUGGAAAGCCUCAUCGACCUGGAGCGCUUGCUGGCCGACACAACUCCCAAAAAGUAAGUGAACAAAUCUCUCUGAAGAGAUUCAGCGUAAGUAAUUGCCGAGAGUGUUAGUGAAUUGGCUUGAAGAUACACAACCUGCUUGCUCAAUAGGCCUUCGUUUUAUCACCGUCGUCUUGGUUGCUUUGGACUACGAGGUCGGCCAGAGCUGGAAGCGCUCGUGGGGCGCUCUCCACCUCCUGGUCGCUUGGCUCCAGUCGUUGCAGCGUUGGGGCCACCAGGUCCCCCCGUGCGACCAGAACUUCGGUCUCUCCAAGCCUGUGCAUUUCCUCCCCCAGCUUGCCCUCUGUUCCUGUUAUCUCGUGCAUUGUUGUCGCCUGCAUUGUUGCGAUCACUUCGCCGUUGAGGUUGCUGUUGUGCGUCUCGUGAGUUAUGAUGGCUACGACUGCGUGACGCUCCAUCACGACCACGAUGGUCGUUGUGAUGCUGCGAUGAGCGAUUGGCGGAAUUGUCGCGGUGAGGACUGCCUCCUUCAACCUUUGCGUCGACUCCAGCAGCGCCGUCCUUCUUGUUUUUCCACGG